Grammomys surdaster is the source of this 622-nucleotide messenger RNA. RefSeq names its product calmodulin like 4 (gene Calml4). The transcript is spliced from 3 exons. Gene Ontology annotation, molecular function: calcium ion binding. Lineage: Eukaryota; Metazoa; Chordata; Mammalia; Rodentia; Muridae. Bases 179 to 475 code for a protein of 98 amino acids. The record is from RefSeq and is a predicted model, not a curated record. Gene Ontology annotation, cellular component: myosin II complex.
AUGAGUGAUGUGAAAUACCCACAUUCAGCUCUAACCCCUACCUAGGAGAGCAUCAGAGAACCACUGUCCACCAUUUGCCUCCUAGAGGGGUUCUGCAGACAGAGAGUACAAGGAGUGCUUCUCCCUGUAUGACAAGCAGCAAAGAGGGAAGAUUAAGGCCACAGAUCUUCUGGUGUCCAUGAGGUGCCUAGGGGCUAGCCCCACGCCUGGGGAAGUGCAGCGGCACCUUCAGACUCAUGGGAUAGACAAGCAUGGAGAGCUGGAUUUCUCCACCUUCCUGACCAUUAUGCACAUGCAAAUCAAGCAAGAGGACCCAAAGAAAGAAAUCCUUCUGGCCAUGCUGAUGGCAGACAAGGAGAAGAAAGGUUACAUCAUGGCGUCCGAGCUGAGGUCGAAACUCAUGAAACUGGGAGAGAAGCUCACUCACAAAGAAGGUACCAGCCUGGCUGGCUCUGAGCCAUCUGGGAAGGGUUAGGGAACUCUGGGGAGGGCAGUGUUGUGUUGCCCACCCAAGGCUGUGUAGACAGCAAGAUGAUGAAUGGCCCGGAACCUUGAGAGCAGAGGUAAAGCUGGCUGAAAUGUGGGACUGGAGUUUAAGGCAGAACCAGAGGGGAGAGGCAUG